AUGAAGUCUGCUGUCAUCGCUGCCGCCGCCGUUGCCGCUGUUGCUUCGGCCCACGAGGCUCGCUCACCUCUCCAGCUCGGCCUCGACGUUGGUGGCCUCGUCAGCGUCGACAUCUGCCUGGGCCUCAACAUCAAGCUUCCUGCUAAAAUCUCCAUCGAGUCUGAUGACUGCCCCAAGUCCCUUCCUCCUCCUGGCUGCACCGACGUCUGGCACCCUCCUCACCACGUCCCCAUGGACGGCUGUGACGACAACGGCAACCACGAGUGGCACUAUGUUCACCCUUGCGACUGCAAGCCCGAGGCUCCUCACACUUGGGGCACCAGCACCGUCACCCAGACUCAGAUCCAGACCAUCAUCAGCUGUGCUCCCACCGUCACCAACUGCCCUGGCCGUGGCCAGGUCACCACCGUGAUCAUCCCAGCUACCACGACCAUCUGCCCCGUGCCCGUCACCACCAGCACUCUGGCCACUGUCCCUGCUACCUGGACUAAGCCUGCUACCGUCCCUGGUACCGUCCCUGCUACUACUCAGGCUCCUCCCACUUACACCAAGCCCGGUACUCAGGCUCCUCCUCCUCCCGCUACUACUCCUUGCACCACUACUCCCGUCGUGGUUGCUCCUCCCCCUCCUGCCACCACUCCUUGCACCACCACCCCCGUUGUGGUUGUUCCCCCUCCUAUGGGCACUGGCACUCAGGUCCAGCCUCCUUCUGGCAACUGGACUCAGCCUCCCGUCAUUGCUGGGGCUGCCCAGAACAGCCAGAAGGUUGGCGCCGUCGUCGCCAUGGGUCUCGUUGCUGCCCUGCUCAUCUAA
This is a messenger RNA of Pochonia chlamydosporia 170, 813 nucleotides long. Its product is annotated as adhesin protein Mad2. The transcript has a single exon. The coding region runs from base 1 to 813 and encodes 270 amino acids. The record is from RefSeq and is a predicted model, not a curated record. Lineage: Eukaryota; Fungi; Ascomycota; Sordariomycetes; Hypocreales; Clavicipitaceae.